CAAAAAAAAAACAACGAAACUAAAACAAACGUCAGAAGAAGAAGAAGAGGAGGUCGCAGCAACAGCUGAAGAUCAAGUGAAGUGAGCGACAAAAUGCAACGCACGCAGUCGCGGUCGCUGCCGCUGCUGCUGCUGCUGCUGCUGCUAACGACAGCACAGACGCAGACGCAGGCGCAGGCGCAGGCGCAGAAUAUAGAUGAAGGCUGCAGUUUCCCGGGCUCUCCGGCGCACAGCAGCGUUGUCUUCACGAACGCGAAUCUAACGCAGGGCACCGUCGCCUCCUACAGCUGUGAGCGUGGCUUUGAGCUGUUGGGACCCGCCAGACGUGUCUGCGACAAGGGUCAAUGGGUGCCAGAGGGUAUACCGUUCUGUGUGCUAAACGUGGCCGCGGGCAAGGCGCCAAUGCAGAUAUCAACUGAGGGCGCCGGUGCACCACAGAAGGCCAUCGAUGGCUCCACCUCCGCCUUCUUCACGCCGGAGACCUGUUCGCUAACCAAGCCGGAGCGCUCGCCCUGGUGGUAUGUCAAUCUGCUGGAGCCCUAUAUGGUGCAGCUGGUGCGUCUGGACUUUGGCAAAUCCUGUUGCGGCAACAAACCGGCUACGAUUGUGGUGCGCGUUGGCAACAAUCGUCCCGACCUGGGCACGAAUCCCAUAUGCAAUCGCUUCACCGGCCUCCUCGAGGCCGGCCAGCCGCUCUUCCUGCCCUGCAAUCCGCCCAUGCCGGGCGCCUUUGUCAGCGUGCAUCUGGAGAACAACACACCGAAUCCGCUGUCCAUAUGCGAGGCAUUCGUCUACACGGAUCAGGCGCUGCCCAUCGAGCGCUGUCCCACGUUCCGGGAUCAGCCGCCCGGCGCCCUGGCCUCGUACAACGGCAAGUGCUACAUCUUCUACAAUCGGCAGCCAUUGAAUUUCCUCGAUGCGCUGUCCUUCUGUCGGUCGCGCGGCGGCACCCUGAUCAGCGAGAGCAACCCAGCCCUGCAGGGCUUCAUCAGCUGGGAGCUGUGGCGUCGCCAUCGCAGCGACGUCAGCUCCCAGUACUGGAUGGGCGCUGUGCGCGAUGGCAGCGACCGCAGCAGCUGGAAGUGGGUCAACGGCGAUGAGCUGACCGUCUCCUUCUGGAAUCAUCCGGGCGGCGACGAGGACUGCGCCCGCUUCGAUGGCUCCAAGGGCUGGCUCUGGAGCGACACCAAUUGCAACACUCUGCUCAAUUUUAUCUGCCAGCACCAGCCCAAGACCUGCGGCCGGCCCGAGCAGCCGCCCAACUCGACGAUGAUCGCCCUCAACGGCUACGAGGUGGGCGCCCAGAUCAAAUACAGCUGCGAUCCGAACCACUUGCUGGUGGGACCGGCGACACGCACCUGCCUCGAAACGGGCUUCUACAACGAGUUUCCACCCGUCUGCAAAUACAUUGAAUGCGGUCUGCCCGCCAGCAUUGCCCAUGGCUCGUAUGGACUGCUCAAUGGCACCGUCGGCUACCUCAGCCUGGUGAAAUAUGCCUGCGACGAAGGCUACGAGAUGAUUGGACGCGCGCUGCUGACCUGCGACUUUGACGAGCGCUGGAACGGACCGCCGCCACGCUGCGAGAUUGUCGAGUGUGAUACGCUGCCGGGCAACUAUUACAACACGAUCAUUAGCGCUCCGAACGGCACCUACUACGGCUCCAAGGCGGAGAUCAGCUGCCCGCCUGGCUAUCGCAUGGAGGGACCGCGUGUGCUCAGCUGCUUGGCCACGGGCCAGUGGAGCAGCGCUUUGCCGCGUUGCAUCAAACUGGAGCCCUCCACGCUGGCCACGCCACCCGCACCGCCCUCGACGGCCUCGACGUCCUCGCUGCCGCCGUUUAGGCCCAAGAUCACGGCCAGCACGAGUCGCACGCCCGCCUAUCGUCCGCCCAUCAGCACCAGCAGCAGCAGCAGCAGUGCCACGCCCAGCACAGUCGCCAGCUAUCCACACAGCACGCCACAGGUGGAGAUCAAUGGCGAAGUCGACUCCGAUGAGGACAUUGUCAAUGUGCCGGUGCCGGGUACUGUGCGCGAAGAGUUUCCGCCCCGGCGCACCAUUCGACCCGUGCUCAUACCCAAGAAGCCCAGCAGCACGCCACCCACCAGCUACAGCACCAGCAGCUCCAGCUCGAGCAGCAGCAGCACCACCCAACAUGCGCCUGGACCCGUGUCCACCUACGCCCCGACGCCGGCGCGUACUCGACCCACGCUGGAGACGACCACGCGGAAUACGCAGCAGAUCAUCCUCAACUCGCAUCCGCAGGACAAUGAGAUUGCCGAUAGCGUCAACAUUCGCCAGAAUCAAUCGCCCAAUGUCAACGUGCCGUUUGCCGUCGACAAUCCCGAUCGCAAGGAGACCAAAGAGGCCAAGCUCAAUCUUGGAGCGAUUGUGGCUCUGGGUGCCUUUGGUGGCUUCGUUUUCCUGGCUGCUGUCAUCACGACGAUCGUCAUCCUGGUCAGAAGAAACCGCACCACACAGCAUUAUCGCCAUCGCGCCUCACCCGACUGCAACACGGUCGCCAGCUUCGAUAGCUCCACCUCCGGCUCCCGCAAUGGCCUCAAUAGAUACUAUCGCCAGGCGUGGGAAAACCUGCACGAAUCCGCCUCAAAGAACAGCUCACACAAUGCGCUGCGCCGCAAGGAGACGCUCGAUCCGCCCAGCAUGACGCGCUCUCGCGACAAUUUGCGCGACAAUAUGCAACGCUCCCGCGAGAAUCUGGAUAGAUGCGGCCGGGACAACUACGGCAUGCGCGACAACUCGGAGAUGGUCGUCUCGGAUGUGUGCCUGAAGGGCGAGAAGAAGCGCCAUCAUCACCAUCAUCACAAGAGCAGCUCACGCAACGGCGACUAUCGCGAUAGGGAUCAGUCCGCCGGGCGGCGCGAGCACCACAGGCACAGCGGCGGGGGCGGUGCCGGCGGUGGUGGCGGACACUAUUGACCAACCAUGAUCAUCACCAUCAGCGUGGAGGAGCAAUAGAAGCGAUCGCAACUAUCGAAGCUAUCGUAGCAAUCGCAAUAAUCGAAGCGAACGGAGCCUGAACAAAUUUCUAUUAAUAUAAUUUUUUUUUUGCUUGCAAUUUUCUGUCGGAUUUCGAAUUGAGCUUUAGAUUGUAGUUCAAAACUUUCUGUUUAUAGCAAAAAAAAGAAAAGAAAAAAAAACAAAAAAAGAGAAGGAAAAAGAAGAAAAGCAGAAGUGGGAGAUGCAUAUUAGAGCCUAAGGAAUUCUUGAAACUUUUGCAAAA
Messenger RNA from Drosophila arizonae, 3241 nucleotides. RefSeq lists its product as uncharacterized. NCBI's taxonomy places the organism in Eukaryota, Metazoa, Arthropoda, Insecta, Diptera, Drosophilidae. The record is from RefSeq and is a predicted model, not a curated record.